Molecule: messenger RNA, 2781 nt
Organism: Boleophthalmus pectinirostris (great blue-spotted mudskipper)
Lineage: Eukaryota; Metazoa; Chordata; Actinopteri; Gobiiformes; Gobiidae
Gene: cdkal1
Product: CDK5 regulatory subunit associated protein 1-like 1
Exons: 15
Coding region: 130-1839 (569 amino acids)
Biological process (GO): tRNA methylthiolation
Cellular component (GO): endoplasmic reticulum
Molecular function (GO): 4 iron, 4 sulfur cluster binding; tRNA (N(6)-L-threonylcarbamoyladenosine(37)-C(2))-methylthiotransferase activity
Source: RefSeq, a predicted model, not a curated record
AGUCAGACGCAAGCAUGGCGCUGUUGUGAUCAUUUGUGGUUAGGUUAUCGACUUCGAGGUUGUCUUUUCUAGGUAGUUUCAAUUAAUUGUUUUGUUUUUAAAUCGAUACGCCAUAAAUAAGUCCUCAUCAUGCCCUCGGCCUGUGAAUCUUUGAUUGAAGAUAUUGAGGACAUGGUUUCCUCUAAUGACCCAACACCUCAGGAGAGACAGUCAGCCCGUAAGAGCAUCAUACCAAGGUCCCGAAAGAAGAGAGAGCCACUGAUCAAUGAAGAGAUUCAAGCAGACAGUUUAAUACCUGGCACUCAAAAGAUAUGGAUGAAAACUUGGGGUUGCAGCCACAACAAUUCAGAUGGAGAAUACAUGGCUGGACAGCUAGCUGCCAGUGGAUACAAAAUGACAGAUGAUCCAGCAGAUGCAGACUUGUGGGUGCUCAACAGUUGUACAGUGAAAAAUCCAGCAGAGGAUCACUUCAGAAACUCCAUCAAAAAGGCCCAAGAACAACAAAAGAAGGUGGUGGUGGCAGGUUGUGUACCCCAAGCUCAGCCAAGAAUGGACUACCUCAAGGGACUCAGCAUCAUAGGGGUCCAGCAGAUUGAUCGAGUGGUGGAAGUCGUAGACGAGGCUGUUAAAGGACAUUCAGUUCGUCUGCUGGGCCAGAAAAAAGAUGGAGGGCGAAGACUGGGAGGGGCCAGACUAGACCUGCCCAAGAUCAGGAAAAACCCUCUCAUUGAAAUAAUCUCCAUUAAUACAGGAUGUCUGAAUGCGUGCACUUAUUGUAAGACGAAACAUGCCAGAGGAGACCUAGCCAGCUACCCCAUAGAAGAGCUGGUAGAGAGGGCAAGGCAGUCAUUUCAGGAGGGCGUGUGUGAAAUUUGGCUGACCAGUGAAGACACAGGAGCGUAUGGCAGGGACAUUGGCACAGAUCUGCCCACUCUGCUCUGGAGAUUGGUGGAGGAGAUCCCCGAAGGAGCCAUGCUGCGACUGGGCAUGACCAACCCUCCGUACAUACUGGAACACUUAGAGGAAAUGGCGAAGAUCCUGAGUCACCCGCGUGUGUAUGCGUUCCUCCAUGUGCCUGUGCAGUCGGCCUCAGACAGUGUUCUGAUGGACAUGAAGAGAGAGUACUGCGUUGACGACUUCAGGAAAGUGGUGGACUUCCUCAAAGAAAGAGUUCCAGGUGUAACCAUUGCCACUGAUAUCAUCUGCGGUUUCCCCGGAGAGACUGAGGAGGACUUUCAGGAAACUAUGGAGCUGGUGAAGCACUACAAGUUCCCCAGCCUCUUCAUCAACCAGUUCUACCCUCGACCUGGGACACCUGCCGCUAAAAUGGAGCAAGUGCCUGCACAUGUGAAAAAACAGCGGACAAAAGAGCUAUCUCAACUGUUCCACUCAUACAACCCUUAUGACCACAAGGUUGGUGAGAGGCAACAUGUGCUGGUGACAGAGGAGUCAUUUGAUGCCCAGUUCUAUGUUGCGCACAACAAAUACUACGAGCAGGUGCUGGUGCCCAAAAGGUCAGAGUUCAAAGGGAAGAUGAUUGAGGUGGACAUUUACGAAGCAGGAAAACACUUUCUGAAAGGCCGUCCGGUCGAGGACAGCAAACCUUUCACUCCGUCCAUCGUGGAGCCACUUCAGAAGGGACAAGUCUCUGGUCUCUCACAGGAGCAGAUGGCCAAUGGCGUCCACAGUCCCGCUGCUAUGUCUUCGUCCUCCUCUGCUGGUGUCUCCGUCUCGCUGUUUGGCUGUUACAGUGUUGAUCGGGACGCACUGACGAAGCUGGGAAUUGGCCUUGCGCUGGCAGGCGCCAUUUUGGCCUUCAUUGUGGAGAAACUGUACUGAUGAAUAACUGUGAACAAGAGGAGGAUUUGACACCACAGAGAGCACACUGACAUCAAAGAAGUGUUGGCACAGGCCCGAUACAAUGGAGCCGGGUUUUCAUCUAUUCCUUGUAGGAUUCAGAGGGAUUUUUCAGAACAUUUCAAGACACAAACCAAACAGUUGAUGGUUAUGUGAUUGUAAUUUUUUUUUUUUUUUUUUUUUGGUGUCAGAUUUUUUAUUUUGAAAAGAUAAUGUAUCUUUUUUUUCCUCUAACAACAUUGUCAUCACCACAGUUUUGUCCUGCUGCCCUGUCUUUCAUACAUGUUUACUAUGUAACAUUUCUAGUGGGGGUGGGUCUGCCACCAUGGAGAUUUUAUUGCUUUGGCUUGAAUAUUCCACAGUAAAGGAAUAAUAUUAAAUUAUAGUUGUUAUCUUUGUAUUGCUAAUAUUCUUUGAGCUUUGAGCAGGUUCACUUUUCUACAGCUCUGCCUUGUAAUUUGGCCUGGUGUUGUCUGUUAAGUUUAAUGCUGUACUGUGGAACAUUCCAGGCAGAGCAAUAAUAUCUCAGCACUUGUUGACCCAGAAAAGUUACAUAGUACACAUUUAACUUUCAAGUUUUCAGUUAGUUUUUUCAUAUGGUUAACACUUUAUUCAUACACUUCUGUUUCAUCAACCUUUGUAAAAAAGAAAUAACCUACCUUUUCAGGUAAUCAUAUUUUUCAAAGUACAGAUUUGUAUAAUGCUUUCUAGAAGGUUAUUUGAUACCUUAAUUUUAAAGUAUUUAUUUUUGAAAAGGAGCAUUGACGGUAUAUAUUUUAUGAAGUUUUAUUCUGUUAUUAUGUAUGAUAGAACGAGUGUUACUUCAGUGAAGGAGGAUAACAGAUACUCAAGUUUUUUUCAUAAAAGCUUUGCCACUACCAACCCAAAUGUUAAAUAAAUGAGCGAAAGUCUCAAGUGUUUCAA